Molecule: messenger RNA, 441 nt
Organism: Rosa chinensis
Lineage: Eukaryota; Viridiplantae; Streptophyta; Magnoliopsida; Rosales; Rosaceae
Product: zinc finger BED domain-containing protein RICESLEEPER 2-like
Exons: 2
Coding region: 1-441 (146 amino acids)
Molecular function (GO): DNA binding
Source: RefSeq, a predicted model, not a curated record
AUGAAAAAAAAGUUUGACAAGUAUUGGCUGCAGCUUGAAGAUCUUAACAAAAUUCUGCUUAUUGCUGUGGUUUUAGAUCCAAGAUACAAACUAUUGCAUCUUGAAUUCUUCUUCCCAAAGCUGCAAGCAGACCAAGGAUGUGUGGAAGUGAUGAUCGAUGAAGUGAAGACAACCUUGAGCUUGCUGUUUGAUUUUUAUGCAGAUGAAGAUCCAGCUGCUGCAACAGCUUCAAGGAACGUGACAAUGUCAAGGAUCGAGUCUAUGCAUCAGCAAGUUGAUGAGGAUAGUCAUGCAGCAAAUCUGCAUCAAUUCAAGCUUUUGCGACAAGAGAAGGACGUUGUGGUGAUCAAGAAUGAGCUGGACAAGUAUAUAUUGGAAGCUUCAGAAGACCCUUCAAACCCCAAGUUUGAAAUUUUGGCUUGGUGGAAGGAGAAUGCUUAA